Colossoma macropomum (tambaqui) is the source of this 3861-nucleotide messenger RNA. RefSeq lists its product as uncharacterized. The record is from RefSeq and is a predicted model, not a curated record. Gene Ontology annotation, biological process: cell surface receptor signaling pathway; adenylate cyclase-activating G protein-coupled receptor signaling pathway. NCBI's taxonomy places the organism in Eukaryota, Metazoa, Chordata, Actinopteri, Characiformes, Serrasalmidae. Gene Ontology annotation, molecular function: G protein-coupled receptor activity. The coding region runs from base 79 to 3861 and encodes 1260 amino acids. The transcript is spliced from 22 exons. Gene Ontology annotation, cellular component: membrane.
UUUCAGUGUCAAAAGGCAUAUUUUGAAUGUGUUGUCUGUGGACAAGUAUAUUUUAUUUUUUGCAAAUGAUUAUUAACAAUGAAUAGAAAUAUAAUACACCUUUGGACAUGGGUCACUAUGGUCCUGCUAACUAUCAUCACAAACAGCAGUGACACAAAUUUGGUAACAGCUACUGUUAAUGAUCCCUGCAAUGACUACACUGCUCUGGAUCAACCCUGGAGAGCCACUAAUGAAACUAGACUGUGGAUCUGUGACAGAAACUUCAACUGGAAUGGCUGGUACCGGAUGCUGUAUUAUGGGAUGAGUGUCCGUAUGACAGAGAGCUGUGUUAAUCUGUACACAUGUGGCACUGAUUACACUCUGUGGCUGAAUGGUCUUCAUCCUCAGAUAGCAGAUGGAAUAGUCACUCGUGGAGUCUAUGGGAGUUAUGUAGGUAACUGCUAUUACUGGUCCAUGUCAAUUCGAGUCAAAGCAUGCCCAGGAAACUAUUAUGUCUAUGAGUUUGUGAGGCCAAACGUCUGCAAUGCAGCUUACUGUGCAGAUGUGAACACCAUCACUCCAACCACCACCCCGGCGACUGUGACCAGUGCAGCAGCUACAACAAUAAACAUCACUUCUGACCCCUGCAAUGUCUCCAGUGUUCUUGAUAAUGCCUGGAGAUCAGUCUCCACCGGCAUCAGUGGUUAUGAUGAUACGCUUCUUGAAUGGAACGGCUGGUAUCGUCUGUAUCUUCAGGGAAGCAGUGCUCAGAUGCCUGAAUGGGUUUUUUAUUCAGGUUAUGUGUCCUGUGGUGGUUACACUGGACUUUUGCUUGGAGGACCUCAUCCACUCCUGAAGGACGGCAUCGUCACCCGAGAAGUUUAUGGAUCGAAUCCUCAAUACAAUUCCUACAGAUCAAACCCAAUCCAAGUCAAAGCCUGUCCAGGAAAUUACUACGUCUACAGACUUGUCAAGCCAGCUGUGUCAAUCCCAAUGCCCACAUACUGUGCAGUUGCUUUCAGCACUCCUAUUUAUGAUCCCUGUAAUAACUACAUUUCUCUGGAUCAACCCUGGAGAGCAACUAAUUCAACUGGACUGUGGAUCUGUGACAGCUACUUCAACUGGAAUGGCUGGUAUCGGCUGCUGUGUAACGGGAUGAGUGUCCGUGUGCCAGAGAGCUGUGUUGAUGUAUCCAGAUGUGGUACUGGUAUCACUCUGUGGCUGAAUGGAUCUCACCCUCAGAUAGAGGAUGGAAUAGUCACUCGUGGAGUCUGUGGGAAUUCAGGAAGUGACUGCUGUUACUACAAAUCCACCCCAAUUCGAGUCAAAGCAUGUCCAGGAAACUAUUAUGUCUAUGAGUUUGUCAGGCCAAACGUCUGCAAUUCGGCUUACUGUGCAGAUAUUACUGGUGCAACUCCUGCUGUGCAGACAACAGCAGCUACAACAAUAAACAUCACUUCUGACCCCUGCAAUGUCUCCAGUGUUCUUGAUAAUCCCUGGAGAUCAGUCUCCACCGGCUACAGUGGUUAUGAUGAUACGCUUCUUGAAUGGAAUGGCUGGUAUCAUCUGUAUCUUCAGGGAAGAAGUGCUCAGAUGCCUGAAUGGGUUUUUUAUUCAGGUUAUGUGAGAUGUGGUGGUUACUCUUCACUUCUGCUUGGAGGACCUCAUCCACUCCUGAAGGACGGCAUCGUCACCCGAGAAGUCUAUGGAUCGAAUCCUCAAUACAAUUCCUACAGAUCAAACUCAAUCCAAGUCAAAGCCUGUCCAGGAAAUCACUACGUCUACAGACUCGUCAAGCCAGCUGUAUCAAUCCCAAUUCCCACAUACUGUGCAGUUGCUUUCAACACUCCCAGUUAUGAUCCCUGCAAUAGCUACACAUCUCUGGAUCAACCCUGGAGAGGCACUAAUGAGACUGGAGGGUUCUACUGUGACAACAACUUCAACUCGAAUGGCUGGUAUCGGCUGCUGUAUAAUGGGAUGAGUGUCCGUAUGGCAGAGAGCUGUGUUAAUCGAUCCAGAUGUGGAACUGAUGUUGCUCUGUGGCUGAAUGGUCCUCACCCUAAGAUAGAGGAUGGAAUAGUCACUCGUGGGGUCUGUGGAAGUUCAGGAAGUGACUGCUGUUACUUUAGAUCCAACCCAGUUCGAGUCAAAGCAUGUCCAGGAACUUAUUACGUCUAUGAGUUUGUCGGUCCAAACGUCUGCAAUUCAGCUUACUGUGCAGAUAUUACUAGUUCAACACCUGCUGCUGAGACACCAGUGCCAAAUAUUACAGUAUCUACAGAAUGCAAGGACAAUUUCACACCAAAAUGUGGAGAAGAUCUGUUUAACCAACUUGAGAACAUCACUGCUCAAGUGCUCCCACCACAAGUAGUAGUAAAGUAUUUAGAUAUGGUGCUGAAUACCCAGGAGCAGCUUCUAAAGGUUGAAACAGCAAGUCCAGAGAAAAUGGCAUCUUAUGGGAACACAGUGCUGAAUAGGACUGAGAAACUGGUGUCUACACUGGUGAAGCCAACAGAGACCACUGACUCAGUUAACAUCUCUCGCAAUGGCUUAGACAUUCAAGUCUUUUCAGUUGGACCAAAAGCUUCCUUAAAUGAAAUCCCUCAACUGAGGAUAAACAGCACUCAGAUGGACAUCGACCUCAUCCACAUUUCAAAGAAUAAUGAUGGAUCAGCUGCUGCAGCUUUCAUGAGCUUCUCUAGCAUGGCGAGCAUGCUGAAACCCAGUUUCUUUAACACAACUAACAACACGGUAAAAACCAUGAUGUCCAUUGUGGUGUCAGCAACACUGCCCAAAACCACCAACACGCAGCUCUCAAGACCGGUCAACUUCACCCUGGAACACAUUGAGGAAAUUGAUCCUAAUGGUACACUUUCCUGUGUGUACUGGAAUAACACUGUAUGGGUUGAAGAUGGGUGUUCCCUUCUCCAGACCAACAGCAGCCACACUGUGUGCUCCUGCAUUCAUCUGUCAACCUUCGCUCUCAUCAUGCAGACCAACCCAGACCAAGCCUUAGAUGAUAGUGACCCUCUCUUGGAGCUGCUCAACACGGUGGCUGUGGCAGUGGGGCUGUUUUUCCUGAGUUUGUCUCUGUUGACCUUUGCCCUUUGUUGUCGAAACAUGAGAGUUAACCUCGCUCCACUGAUAAACCUGUGCAUCAGCCUGUUUCUGGCUCACCUCCUCUUCCUUCUCACACAGACAUUCCUGCAGUACAUACAGACUAAUCAGCUGCUGUGUGCAGCAAUGGCAGGUGUUCUGCAUUUCCUUUUUCUCUCAGCUUUUGUGUGGAUGUUCUUUGAAGCUGUUCUUCUCUUGAUUUCUGUGAAGAACCUCACAAAGAUCAGAUCAAAGCAGAAGGAUGUGCUCGGCUGGAAAUGUUUGAUUGUGAUUGGAUAUGUUAUUCCUCUGAUUGUGGUGGGAGUGUCUGUUGGACUGUUUCCUGAUGGAUACGGCAGUGAACAAUGUUGGAUUAAGACAGACAGGGACUUUGUCUGGAGUUUUCUGGGUCCCGUAUGUUUUAUUAUUAUAUUCAACUUGAUCUUCUUCAUCGUGAUCAUCAUCACUCUGAGAAAAACUGUGGCAGGACUGAACUGUGAAUUUUCCCAAGUGAAACAAAUGAGAAUUCUUGCCUUUAAAACACUGAUCCAGAUUGUCAUCCUCGGUUGUCCCUGGAUCCUGGGUUUUUUCAUAAAUGGCAGUAAGGUGCUGAUGAUUGUCUUCCUGUUCCUCAACUCCCAGCAGGGCACCUUCAUCUUCCUGGUCCACUGUGUCCUCAACCAAGAGGUCAGAAAGCAGUACAGGAAGUGGCUGAACACACUUUGCUGCUGCUUCAAACCCUCAGCAUUGAGAGAUGUGAUGGAAAACCCGACAUCUACACACUAA